AUGCAGCAAAGGCAACAGGCAACAUCAGAUCAGCAGUCACUUCAGCAGCAGCAGCAGCAGAUGUCGCUUGCCCAGCAAGCUAAUGCUGUUACUGACAAACUGCAGCAGUUCCAGCUGCAACUGCAACAGCAGCAACAGCCAGCCACACAGCAACUGCAACACCUUCGGCAGAUUCAACAAUUGCAGCUUCAACAGCAGCACAAACAGCAAUUGCAGGCUACCAGUGAACAGCAACAGCAGCAAUUACAGCAGAUGCAGCAGAUCCAACAACUCCAAGAGCAGCAGCAGCGACAGCAGCAUGAGCAGUCGCAGGCACUUCAGCAACAGCAGCAAGCUCUGAGUGCUGCUGCUUCUGGCCACGCUGCUUCCAGUCUGUCUUCCGAUUCUGGAAUCGCAGAUGUUGCCCUUGGAAUGCCAUCGUCGGCUAGCUCAGCCAAUGUUCUGCAGCAAAUGGCAAAUAGCACAUCUCCACCAGCUGCGAACAACAUCUUAUCGAAUGCAUCUGCCGGUGCGCUAAAGUCCUCGCCAUCACCAGUUGGAUCUCUAGCUGGCCUACCUAGUACUAUGCAGCCUUCACCAAGCAUGAUGCCAUCUGAACUUGGUGGCUUUGAGAAGCUGCUGUCGGAUCCCAUGAUGACCAGUUCGCCAUCGCUGUCGGGUUAUAACAGUUUGCCGUCAAUGGUAAACCCUGUUGAUGAUGUCCUGGCCGAUCCAUGCUCUUCAUCUGGUGAUAAGCUGGAGCAUCUGAUCAACACUCUGUAACUCUGUCGUCUGUCUUGAGGAGAACACUAUGCCUGUCAAUAUAUCCUACAAGUGACCCACUAUAUACGCAUAAGAACUACGCUGACGUUUGCUCUGAAUUCACCGGGGCUUGUGUCUACGUGUGCCUAUGCAUGCAGUGCCGUGAAUACGAAACCAUACAUUUUCGCCACACUGGUGCUAACAUUGAGUGUCAUUCUAUUGUCCGGUUUUUUUUAUCCCCGUUUUCAGAUUCACCUUAGGUGGGCGAGUCUGCCCUCUUUAUGUUGUCUCCUUGCGUGCUAUUGACUAUCCUGUUUUGCUGUCUUUUUAACGCCUGAGUGAAACUGUUGCUUUAGUCAAGAACUCACACUUAAACCUUUUUUUGGGUUUUAAACUUCGCCCUUUUAAACAUGCACAUUUUUGUGUGAACCCUGCCUGUGUGGCCACGGCUUUAGAGGUUUUAUUUUCAACAUUGAUGCCCAACUGAUUUUUUCAUCUUGUCUCAUAUCUUCUCAACUGUACAUAGCUGCCAGUAGGUGGGUGUUAUUUGUGUCGUUUUGCCCUAUGAAAAUUACUUACUCGAUGACUAUGAUUUGAAUCUAUUUUCUGCUUAAAUUGUCUUGCUCUCGUCAUGUGUUCAGGCGGUGUAUUAUAUUGCCUGGCUGGUGUGCUGAUCGUGUGAUGCUAUGCUGUAUGUCUUGCUGGCCGGAUAUCCUCCAUCAUCCGCAUUGUCGCUGAAAUCUAUUGCACACCUGCACUGCCGUUGUGUGCGUGUGUACCUUCUAACAUCCCGUGGUAUGUAUGGAUUACUGCCUGAGUGCGAGCGAGUACAACGGUAAUACUGGCUAAUAAAAUGAUUGAACGGCA
This is a messenger RNA of Sycon ciliatum, 1608 nucleotides long. RefSeq names its product mediator of RNA polymerase II transcription subunit 15-like. The coding region runs from base 1 to 762 and encodes 253 amino acids. Lineage: Eukaryota; Metazoa; Porifera; Calcarea; Leucosolenida; Sycettidae. The transcript has a single exon. The record is from RefSeq and is a predicted model, not a curated record.